Xyrichtys novacula (pearly razorfish) is the source of this 18331-nucleotide messenger RNA. NCBI's taxonomy places the organism in Eukaryota, Metazoa, Chordata, Actinopteri, Labriformes, Labridae. The record is from the annotation of a GenBank genome assembly.
AGUAGGGAGUUUCUGCUAGGGUCUGGAUUGGAGUUAUACACAGACCGGACCCUACCGUGUAUGAGUGGUGUCUGAGGAGAAACAGAGGAUUCCCCCCUUGACACAAAGAAUCUACAUGUCUAAUAUUUAGACAUGUUCAGCUUUGUGGAUAUUCGGUUAGCGCUGUUGCUCAGCGCAGCAGUGCUGUUGGUCAGAGGUCAAGGCGAGGAUGAUAGUAAGUAUAACUUUCACACAUUGCUUUGAGUUGGUUUUUUUGGGACUGUGGCACGCUCGGGAUGUGGAUAGCCCGCAAGGAUGCUGAGCAGUUUGCUGGAGCUGAUCGUCCUCUGCAGGAUACCUGACUCCAUUAGGCACAGAUGUGGAGAAAUUUGACGUGAAUUGAGACGUUUUGUUUUCUUUUUGGUUGGGUUUGGAGAUUUGGAAGCGAAAGGGGAUUUCUAAAAAGUUUUCUCUAACUGUCUCCUGCGCGCACACACGCUCCCUGUGCGUGCGCAAACAUGAGGGGAGCAGCUGCGCUUUCUCUGAUGCGCAAUGACAGGACACUGGGUUCACAAUUGGAAAAUGGCGAAUCCCUUUAGGUAAAAUUGAUCUUAUUUGCUUUGGAGAGCAUUUUUGCAGAAGAGUAACACUCUAGAUUACAACUAUGCCAAAUUUAAUAGUCUGUUACUUAGAUUUUCCUCUGUUGUUUCGCCAUAAACACAUCACAAGUGAGAACAAAAAGUUUUUGGAGAGCCAAUCAGUCUCAGGUUUCAGGUUAAACUUUUGCACUUGACUUUUAUGGGAAUGGCAAAAUGAAUUUCACAUUUUCCUCCAGUUUGGGUCAAACUAGUCUUAGUCAGUGAAAUAAAAAAGACAAUGGAAAAUCGCUGAAGUCUGACGUCGACUGUAAUAUAGUCUAGACAUCAAUUAAUCACUCCUCUAUACUGAAGAGGGUGCGGAAGAUGUAGUUUUGUGGGUCAACAGCGCCGCUUAGAGGCAGAUACUGGGACUUUCUGCAUCCAUCUUCCAAACCCUCGGUCCUCCCACCUCCAAGGCCCAUCCUCACAUCCAGCAGCCUGAAAUGUAAUUAGGGCCCAGUGAAAAUUUCCACCCGUUUUUUUCAGAUCCAAAAAUGUUGGAUAGUGACCAAACCUGCGCAGACUCAAAGACUGUUUCAAGAGUUUCCAGUCUGGAAUAAACAUUUAAACAAUAUAAGAGGCUCUACUCCUGCAACAGAUCAGGAAACAAACAUCAAAUUUGACCCAAACAAUAAAGACUCCAUAGGUCAGUUAGAGUGCCACAGCUUGGACACCUGAUUUAUUCUGAUACCCCAGAAGGCCGCUGUGAGAAACUGUUCCUCCUGAACUCAAACAUCUGUAAGGUUAAAUGGUUCUCUAUUGGAUCACUGUGCUGUCUACUGGCCAGAGUUUAAUGUCUGAUCUCAGCCUGUUGUGCACAUCUGGUUCCCAUAUGAUGCACAUCUGUGCAGAUGUGGCAAAGACUCUAAAACUAACUUAUGCCAGCACAGUACACAGAUAGUUUGUGCAUUUAUUAAAUAAAACUCUUGCUUUUGUUUUAAUUUUACCUGAAUGGACCACACUCACCCUGGUUUCCUCCUCUCAGGCAUAUUCGGCAGCUGCACAUUAGAUGGACAGUUGUACAACGACAAGGAUGUAUGGAAACCAGAGCCCUGCCAGAUCUGCGUCUGCGACAGUGGAACCGUCAUGUGCGACGAGGUGAUCUGCGAGGACACAUCCGACUGCCCCGACCCAAUCAUCCCAGACGGAGAGUGCUGCCCUAUCUGCGACGCCGAGGGUACUUCAUCCUCAUCCUCCUCCUUACCAAAUUUGUGGUUGAUUAGCUUUUUGGCGCCAUCUAGUGCCUUUUUACCCGAGCUCUGGCCACAAAUGGACUGGAGGCCCUAAGCCUGCCUGCUUCCCAGAGGAUUUCAACUCAGAAAGAAUCGCUUUGGAUUUACCUUUUGUCCGUUUUAUUUCAAUGUGCAUCCUUUUGCGACGGAUUAUACCUGCUCUUUGCUGAAGUCUGGCAUGCAAAUGUAAUUUCCCAGCAUGCCCCCCUUGUGCAGUGACACCGCAAUGUGCCAAAAGGGUCCACAAGUGUCGUGUCUGCCAAAAAACAUCUCAACAUUUGACAUUCAGAAUCUGCUUUUGAUGCAAUAAUGAACGAUUUUGUACAUUUUACUUUAACCAGCCCUGACCUGCUGUAGACAGCUGAUUCAUUUUUAACUCUUUGUUAUUAAAGAAGUCACGAGUAGCUUCUCAUUAAAAACCAAGUUGACAUUUUCUUUCUCUCUAUUGGUUCAGUUACCGUGGAUCCCAUCCCAGAUCCAGUGGAUCCCGUGUAUCCUGAGGAGGUAUUUAGCCUUUUUUUUUUCUUUUUGAUUGAAACAGAUAAUUAAAUGUGAACCAAACUUUCUAACAAAACUCGGCAUGAUUCGGUUUAGUUUAUCAUCAAAGCUGCAUGUGUUGGAGAUUUUACUUGUGGAUGAAACGUUGCAGAAUAGCCUAACUCCUCUUUUCUUGUCCGUCUGUAGCCAAUAAAGGGAGACACCGGCCCCAAGGGAGACCCGGUAGGUUUCCCCACUUUGACUCUCACUCAUCCUGCUCAGGAGGUUUAUUCUGUGCUGUAAACCCAUUAACAACAGAAAUAACUGCAAACAAAGGCGAAGUGAAGGUGGAGAAAAAUAUCUUUGAGAAAGUUUUCUCUGUGUUUUGAAGUCGGUCGAACAUCUUGUAGGAAUUUUGGUCUAAAAAACAUGCAGUUUAUACCACAAAUUAUAAGAGCUCUUGUGGUUUGGCUUGUUUUCAGUAGAAGAUAUGCAACUUUGCUGCUCUGUGUGCGAUUGUAAUUGGAUCUUUUAGUGACAUAUUAGAUUAUUUUAGAUCGACUAGAUCGACCCGUCACUCAGCAGCCUCUGUGUCGGCUGCUGGGUUUAAUACUGCUGUGACGUAAUUAUGACUUGUGACCUUGAUAACUAGGUCAACAGGUCAACCAGAGUUCAAAGGUCACACUAUGCAAGUAAAUAAAGACUUCAAAGAGAUAAACAAGUUCUUUCUCUUUUGAAUGUCAGUCAGAUUAAGAGCAAAAUUUUAGGAAAAAUCACAAAAUUAAGAAUUAAAAUGUGAUCAUUCAGACACAUUAAGAGUUUGGUUUUCAGAUGUCUCAUUGAGUAUUUUAUUUCACCAACAUAAGAUAUGAAAUUAUAAGACGAAUGAACUUUUGACCUCUUCUUCUUCUUCAGGGACUUCCUGGACCUCCUGGCAACGACGGUCUUGAUGGACAGCCUGGCCUUCCCGGACCUCCCGGCCCCCCUGGCCCCCCUGGCCUUGGCGGAGUAAGUUUUUCCAAACCACAACAUCUGUGAAGUCUGGGUCUGUUUUCUGUAGCUGUCACAGUCCUGAGUUUCCCCUUAAAACCCUCAACAACAGAAGUAAAAAAGCCUGCCCAACUUUUAUCUUUGAUGGAGACGCCAAGUUAUCAUCACCCGACUCAGAGGCCUCCAUGUUUGUUUACACCCUGAGAUUUUUUAUGAUACGAGAAAGUUCUCUUUGGUUGAGCAUUUGUUACCUACUCAAACAGAAACUUUAAUUCUCAACAGAUGAUUCAGGAUUAGCAUCACUCAACCCCUUAAAUCAGUCACCCUACAGCAGUGUAAAGAAACUUGAGUCUCUGUGGAACAUUAUCCAACAAAAACAAUAUUUUCUACACUCUUCUCAAAGCUAAGAGACUUACGUUUUAUCCUUCUCUUUUACAGAACUACUCUCCUCAAAUGAGCUACACAGACCACUCCAAAUCCAGCGGACCCCCUCAGCCUGGCCCAAUGGUAAGAUGGCUUCCCUCUGUCUUGAUCCACCUUUAUUUAGGUGAUAAUGUUUUGUUGAACAUUUGCAGACAGGUCAAGAAAAUCUAAUGUGUGUUUCUUCAAUCUUUAUCAACAGGGUCCUAUGGGUCCUCGUGGUCCUCCUGGACCUUCUGGCUCACAUGUAAGUAUUCUUGUAGCACUCCUGGACGGUCCUUUUGUUGAAAUAAUCUAGCGUUAAAAACAGAUCAUUGUUAACUUCCAGGAUUUUCGGAGGGUAUUGUGUUAAUCUCGUUUCUUUCUCGUCCAACAGGGUCCUCAGGGUUUCACCGGCCCCCCUGGUGAGCCCGGUGAGCCUGGAGCUUCUGUGAGUACACAUAUUGAUCUAAUAAACAGAUUUGUCUUUGGUUGGGUUAAGAGGGGGAAUGUCAUUAAUAUUUCCUCAUGCUGUAGUCGUCAAGGCCCCAUUUCUGUCAGUGAUAGAUCCCCCGCAUGCCCUCAGAACUUUUCACGAUGUUAAACAUUUAUUCCGUACUAACGAGGCCAUUUAUUGUGUUUUCCCAGGGUCCCAUGGGUUCACGUGGUCCCGCUGGCCCCCCUGGAAAGAACGGAGAUGAUGUAAGCCAUUCAUCGACUAUUAUCUCCUCCUGCUCUUCAUCACAGUUCUUGUUCAUUCCUAAAAGACUUGAACGGCUCUGACACAGACUGGAACGAUUCUUAUUGUCCUCCUGACCAAUCCCUCUCUCUCUCUUCCUCAGGGUGAGCCCGGCAAAGCUGGUCGCCCUGGUGAGCGUGGAGCCGCCGGCCCUCAGGUGAGUGACAAAAAUCAGAAAACAGUUCGACUUAGCGCUCAUGAUGAAUCUUGAGUCGUAUUAUAGACCCGUGCGUACAGUUUUCUGAUAAACGCCCCUCUGCCUUCUUCUCUAGGGUGCUCGCGGAUUCCCCGGAACUCCUGGACUCCCCGGCAUCAAGGGACACAGAGUGAGUCCGAGAGAGUGUUUCGCAUCAAAUCCAUUUUUUUUUUUGAGUUUGUAAAGGAAGGUGUCUGACCUGACUGAUUUCGCACACAGGGAUUCAGCGGUCUGGAUGGAGCUAAGGGAGAUGCUGGACCUGCUGGCCCCAAGGUACGACCGUAGGAAGUACUCUCGCCCCCUGAAGAAGGAUGUUUCUCAUAAUAGCGACAAAAUACUCAGCUUUUCCUUUUUGUGUUUGUCCACAGGGAGAGGCUGGUGCAUCUGGUGAGAACGGCCUUCCCGGUGCCAUGGUAGGUUGUUUUUUUGACUCUACAUGAACUCACUGUACCUCUGCUGUGGGUUAGACGCAGCCUUGUAAAACUGAUGUGUCUUUUUUUUAGGGCGCUCGUGGUCUUCCUGGUGAGAGAGGACGCCCUGGACCUCCUGGCCCAGCUGUAAGUUCAACUAUUUCACUCAAAAGUUAUAAAAACUUUCAGCUAGUCUGUUGUAAAUGUUUAUCGCUGCUGAUGAAACCCUCCUAAUGUAGUCCUCUUCUUCUGCAGGGCGCUCGUGGUAAUGAUGGCAACACCGGCCCUGCUGGUCCUCCUGUAAGUGCGACUUGAUACGACUUUCAAAUCAGGGCUAUCCCAAAACACCCAUAUUUAACUGUCAUUAAAAAAAAAAGGAAAAUGUGAUACAGAGCUAAAAUGAUUAUAAUUAAAGCACAUGAUGAUACCCUCAUAGCUCAGGGGUGUUAGUGGCGUUUUUUAGCUGGAGAGAAGAUGAAGAAGAAGAAGAAGCAGGCGCGGUAGUGAAGUAGCUGUAGCAGAAGAUGAUCAGACGCUUUCAAAACUGAUUUCAAGAUUUAGUGUAAAUGGAGGUUUUUGCCUCUUCAGGGAUGCUGAUACACUGAAGUUUUAUCCUUUUAAAUCAUUCUUGAAGCUAAUUGUUGUUUAGGUCCACAACCUGAGUUAUUUCUGAAGCUUUUUUUUAGAUUAUAGAAACUAAAGCAACCUAAAGGCAAGGCAGUAAAAAUGUUAAAAUGAAAGAACGGUAAAAUACUGUUUUUGCAGUUUCCUCUCAAAAAAAUGAAAAGAAUGAUAUUUCAUUAAGUCAGCUGCAUUAGUAAAGUUUAUAAAGUAAGGAAUUGCUCCCCGAUUGUCCCGCCUGUCUUUAAUUUGACUGUUAUUUCCCGAGGUUUUAACAGUUUAGCCGUGAUGUCAAUCUAAUAUCAUGGCAGCUAUUUCUCGUCUGUGUAAAAACAAGUCAAGCUAACAUCAUCAUCUGCUGCAAACCCAACACGUCUUCUUCUUCUGAAUGUUUCAGGGACCUACCGGACCUGCUGGCCCCUCUGGAUUCCCCGGUGGUGCUGGAGCUAAGGUACGUCUUUAUAUGGGUUACAUAUUUUAGAUCAAUUAAUCUGAUCAGACACAUCAUAAUGUAGUUUGUUAAAGUGGGUUAAAGUGAGACAAAAGGGUCGCCUCAACAAACAGGGGAAUUGUUUCGUUUGGUUUUACUGAUAUUAAUGUGAAACUAAGCUGUAGAUAGUUUUGAUUUUUAUGGCUUAAAACUGGUUUUCUGUGUCAGUAGGAUCAUUGUAGAGAUUUCAAAAGACCCUCCACUACUUCUCAUAGUCACCAAAUGUGUGAUAAAACUCUAAUCCCAAAUGAAACAGACUUUAUUUCUACACCGUCACUCACUGACCAGCAGGCUGUAAAUCUAAAAAUACAUCCUAAUUCUGUCAAGCUCAGGUGAGCGCUGUAGCCACCAGAUGGCAUCAGUAGACCUGUAAUGGCAGUUUCCCUUUGAGACCUCCCUCCCCAUCUGUAAAAGUAGAGGCGCCAUUAUCAUGAAUUCACACACUCACCUUUUAUUUUAAUAACCAGGAAGAAGAGAGUGUAGAAAGUGUGGACAGAUACACACGAUCAGUUGGAGAGUUAGAUGUGUUCAUGUUGUCUCCACUUGGAUAGGUAGAUUGUUGGAUUUUGGAGUUAAUGAUACCUGAGCUGCGGAUUUCUAAACCCCUGUUGCUCCUCUCUACAGGGAGAGACUGGAGCCCAGGGAGGACGUGGAUCUGAGGGACCCCAGGGAGCCCGUGGUGAGCCCGGUAACCCUGGACCUUCUGGACCCGCUGGACCCGCUGUGAGUAGAUAACCGCGCCGAUCUGUCUUAUUGAAAAUUCGGAGCUGAACUCUUUUAACUUAACGUUUUCUUUCCUCCUCUCUCAUCAGGGUGCCCCUGGAUCUGAUGGUAGCCCUGGUGCUAAGGGUUCUCCUGUACGUAUCAUGGUCAUCGAUCACCUUUUAAAACCACUUAAAGCUGGCACACAAAAUCCUAUAAACCCUGUCUCUCCUCUCUCCUUAGGGUGCUGCUGGUAUCGCUGGUGCUCCUGGUUUCCCCGGUUCUCGUGGUCCCGCUGGAGCUCAGGGAGCUAUUGGUGCUCCUGGUCCCAAGGGUAACAACGUGAGUAGAUGAUUGAUUUUUUUUGGAAGUUUUAGGGUUUGGCAUCAGACUAUGUUGACCUCCUGUUUUAGAGACUUUAGAGAUCAAAUAAAAUGUGUGUUUCUGCCAACAGGGUGACCCCGGUGUCGCUGGUCCUAAGGGAGAGCCUGGUGCCAAGGGAGAGGCUGUAAGUCCCAAAUAUGAUGCUUCUAAUGGGUGUAACACUCUCUGAGUGAUUGAGGAAAGAAGUACUCAUAACUUACCUGCUGUUUUGUCCAGGGCCCUGCUGGACUUCAAGGACUCGCUGGCCCAUCUGGUGAGGAGGGAAAGAGAGGACCCCGUGGAGAGCCUGGUGGUGCUGGACCCCGUGGACCCCCUGGAGAGCGUGUAUGUAGACUCCUCUUAAUAUUGGUUGAAUAAAAGGAAAACGAAACUAAAAGAAGGACAAACAAAAACCAGAGGCGGAUGAUUCAUCUGCGUUCGUUUCCAUUCAUAAGGACAUUACAGCAUCAUAGUAGCAGCUCUGGUUUGUAUUGGUGGACUGUGCUACAGCUAAGACACCAAAAAUGACCAGAGCUUCAGGCCAAUAAUCCAGAUUCUGACAAGGAAAAUUGACAGUUAUUGAUUUUUUUUUUUCUUAAUGAGAAGAUGAAACGUGUUUUCAGGCACUUAUUUGCACCAUAAAGUUAGCACAGCAGAAGUCCCAUCAUCUUUAUACACUAUUAUAAUACAGCGCAGUGACUGACAUGCUUGUUGUGUCUGUUUUCAUCCCUCAGGGUGCCCCUGGUGCUCGUGGUUUCCCUGGUGCUGAUGGAGGUGCUGGUGGUAAGGUGAGUCACUAAAUCGACCCAAACUGAUCUCAGUUUUUUAUCAGAUAAUAUAGUUUGAUUUAAAUCCAACCAUGAAGUGAAUUAAAACCAUAACAGAUGUAUUUAUGUAGGGUUCAAUCUUGCAGUUAGUCAAUGAUCCAUUACUCACGAUAAAAGCCUUAAUAUGGUGAGUUGUUUUGUAGCGUUAGAGUGUGUUUAUGUUUGUCAGUAAACAAUGUGUUGAAAAAAAUCCUGAAAAAAUCGAUACAGGAUAGUAUCGCGAUAUUUUGUCUGGUGAUAUAUCGUAUUGUCUCAUUUACCAAGUAUCGAUUUUUCAUAUUAAUUGCUAAUAUGAAGUCACAUCUAUGAUAAUGGAAAAAUAAAAUCAACUGUUUGUCGAGUGAAGUUGUCAACAAAUAUAUGUAAGGUUUGCAAGAUGUGCCACAUGAAAAUAAAUUACAGCGUCAAUAAGACAAACAUAAAGGAAAGACAAAUGCUAAAUUGGCUAAACAGUUGUAAACGUUGUAUAGAUCGCAAUAUAUUGAAACGUAAUGCUCACUGUAUUGCAAAAGGUUAAAAUCGCAAUAAUAUCGUAGCCCAAGUAUCGUGAUAAUAUCGUAUCGUGGGGACACUCGUGAUUCCCACCCCUAAAAUUGGGAUGUUAUUGUUUCUGAGUUGAGUAUCUGAGCUGGACACAUGUGAAAGAUUAGGGUCAGAAACUUCGCCCUGAUCGCCUCCUCUUCUUCCUUUUUCAUCCUUUCUUCAUCCUUUUUCUCUCCUGCCUUUGUCCAACAGGGAGCCCCCGGUGAGCGUGGUGCCCCUGGCCCACUCGGACCUCAGGGAGCCACCGGUGAGGGUGGCACCCCUGGUGCUCCUGGCGCUCCUGGAUCCAAGGUGAGUCUUGCAACUGGUUCAAUCAAACAGACACUAAAAUUAUGACUCCUGUUUUCCGUUAUUCACCCGUUUCUUCCUCCACAGGGUGUGACCGGUAGCCCCGGAAGCCCUGGCCCUGACGGCAAAGCUGGACCUGCUGUAAGUCCCAACCUGCAAAUAGUUUCUGAUAGUCAGGGCUGAUGAUUUAGUAAAACUCAUUGAGAGUCGAUAUUCCUACGUCUGAUUGUCAUUGUGUUUUUAGGGUGUUGCUGGACAAGAUGGACGUUCCGGACCUCCCGGCCCUGCUGGAUCCAGAGGACAGCCUGGAGUUAUGGGAUUCCCCGGAGCCAAGGGAGUCGCUGUGAGUUAACCAUUUCAUUCCCAAAACACUCAUCACGAAAUCGUUCAAAUAUGUCACAGAAUCAGGUGUGUCUACCUGGGACCGCUUAUUGGUCUAGCAAAGGGAGAGGACUGUUGACAGAUCGUAUUUAGUCCUGCAGACUUCAGUGUUGACUUUGUCCCUUACAGGGUGAGUCUGGCAAACCUGGAGAGAGAGGACCUGGUGGUGCUACUGGUGCUGUUGUAAGUCCCUGUUUUUUGUUUAUUACAGAAUUGAAGCUUGUUCCGCUUGUCUCGUGUUCAGACUGUGUGUUUGCAAACAUACGGAUAAUUGUUUUGGUGAUGUUUUCUGUCACAGGGUGCUCCUGGCAAAGACGGUGACAUUGGUGCUCCUGGCCCCUCUGGCCCUGCUGUAUGUAUCAUUCCCACCUUACACACAGUGACUCAUAUGAACACUUCCAAUCAUCUCAGUUGUCCUCAUCAUCAAAUUUGCUUCUUGUUGUUCAGGGACCUGCUGGUGAGAAGGGAGAGCAGGGACCCGCUGGUCCUGCUGGAUUCCAGGUAGGUUGUGGUCGUACCUCAGAAGCCCGUUCCUUUUUUCUGUUCAGUCAAGAUUUCUGAGCUGGGUCACUCAUAUUUUCCUUCUCCCUUACUUGUGCAGGGUCUUCCUGGACCUCAAGGUGCUACUGGUGAGACUGGCAAGCCUGGUGAGCAGGUAAGAAAAGAGUGAGACCAAACAAAGUGGUUUCAUAUUUAGGUCCUUUCUGCUUUUAAGGAUGCUACUGAUACAUAUUUUCAUUUAGUGGAAGAUUGAGCCUCGAUUUCAGCACACAGAGAUAUAAUUCACAUACAGCACAGAACCUUAGUUAGAUGUGUGAUCUUAGAGAUUGUAUUUCAGAGUUUUCAGCUUUUAAAAAUAUGGAAAAAUACGGAAAUAAAUUUGAUCAAUUUCCAGGUCUUAAAAAGUAUGUAAAAUGAAAAAUACAGUAUGUAAAGAUACUUAUGUUUCCAGACUAUUACCACAGUAAAAAAAUACUGUUUUCUCGAAUAGAUAAAGUUGGUAUUUUCAAAAGUAGGGUAUGGAGAAGUAUGGAAAUUCCAACCACUCAUUAGCAUUUUGGAGAUUUGAUAAUUGAAUGUCUCGAGAGAUCAUCUCUUCAUCUCCAUGACAACCUUCUCCUCUCUUCUUUUCUGUUCAGGGAGCUCCUGGUGAGGCUGGACCCCAUGGUCCAUCUGGACCCAGAGUGAGUAUCUCCUGAGUUUCAUUCACUUUUAAAAAACGUCUCUCUGGUUUUUAAGCUUCAACUAAACUGAUGGUUUUCUUUCUCCUGUAGGGCGACAGAGGUUUCCCCGGAGAGCGCGGUGGUAACGGAGUUGCUGGACCCACCGGACCCCGUGGUGCCGCCGGCCCCGCUGGUAACGAUGGAGCCAAGGUGGGUCACAAAUAUUAAACAACAAUCUAAUGUCUAAUACAGCAGCUACCAAAUAGAAAACAUGCUUUUUAAAGUUUGAGGGUUUUAAUGGUGUAGAAGCACUUUUUUAAUAUCUGUGAUUAAAAGAAGAUUCAUCACAGUCACGGAAAAUAACUUUCAGGAAGAAAUCGACUGCACCUCUGGAUGAAUCAGUCACAUUAAAAAUAAACAAACAAUGAGUGAAUCGAUUAGUAAAGACAGAUUUUUAUCAUGAAAAUGCUCAUCCUAUGUAAAAUUAUCUCCUCAAACCAAAUUAUUUACCUUUUUCCCUUUAAUUACAAUUUUCAUGACCAACUUUUCUGGUAUUUUUGUCUUUUAAAUGAUAUAAAUAUCAGUACAGUACAAGGACAAUUAGAGGAGGUAACCUGAAUAAAUGUAAAGUGAAGAGAACUGAGGAAUUGGCUGAAGAAUAGAGGACACAAAUCAAUAUUUGUAGCUUCUGAUCUUCUUUUCCCUCUGUGUUUAUUUCCUCAUCAUUCCUCGUUGCUCAUCUGUUUACUCAAAAAAAAGCUUUAUCUUUUAAUCCCCUGACUUUCUUAAAUGUUCGUCUUGAUGUUUAACAAACAGAAGAUUAACCUUAAACUGUUUCUUAUUUCAGUUGAUUUAACAUGAUUGUUUUCAGUAAUUUGUUACAUUUUCUGUUUUUUUGUUGUCUGCAGGGAGAGCCUGGUGCUGGUGGUGCCCCCGGUGGUAUUGGAGCCCCCGGUAUGCAGGGAAUGCCUGGUGAGCGUGGAGCUAGCGGUCUCCCCGGAGCUAAGGGAGAGAGAGUAAGUGACUCUUACUCGAGUCCAGUUUGUCGUCAUUGAGGCUAACCUGAACAGGCAGAGAUUUGAGGUAGACGCGGCCUAACUUAAUGAACUCUCUCUCUCUUCAGGGAGAUGGUGGCGCAAAGGGAGGUGAUGGUGGCCCCGGAAAAGAUGGAGGCCGUGGUCCAACUGGUGCCAUUGGACUCCCAGGACCCCCUGGUGCUCAGGGUGAGAAGGUGAGACCAAAAAAAAAGCUUCUUUUUCAUAUUAUUGAUUCUAUUUCAUGAAAUGUUCUUUUUAGUUUCUUCUCAUUGCUUCUUUACAUUUAACACCAUCUUUUUUCAGAUAUGUUGACAUUCCUAUAUUAGAGAUAUUCUCAGCUGUUGUGUGAAGUUACUAGCAUCAGUUACCAAACAGACUUGGUAGAGAUGGAGUAUCAUCUUUGUAAGCAAGUUAAACAUGACCUCCCGUAAUGUCAUCUCUCCUGGGAAUCUCUCGUCGUUUGAUGGUCCACGUUCAUUCAUGAAUCGGAUUUGUCCAAAGUUGCCAGACAACUUUAGAUUGUCCUGUGUUUCUGCUGAGCCUCACAGACUCUGGAUUCAUUCUUUUAAUUUACAAUUUGGGAUGAAGUCGAUUCAAGUCGGUUUAAGCUGUAAACUAUAUUUAAGUAGUAUUUGUUUCAAAAUGAACACUAAAAUGAAAGGGAAACAAACGUGAGAUAUAAUAUUUAUGUUGAUAGUCUUGCGCCGUCUCGGAGUGAUGCGUUCAGGGCCGCCUCAGAUAAAAGAGUGCUGUAUUGUACGCAUAGAGAGCUUUAUACGGGAGAGCAUAUCAAACAUUAUGAGGACUUUAACAGUAAUAUAUGUGGACUGAAUAUGUUCAAGACAUAUUGUAGCUAUCAUAACAAAACAAAAAAGUGUGCAGCUUCACUUUGACUUAUUUGGAUGAGCAAUCUAAUUACAAAUACUUUCAUAAUUAGCUCAUAUCCACCAUACAAGGUAACCCCAAAACUGUCCAAAGUUGCCAGGUUUGAUCAAGUCUCUGGAGCGCUGACCUUUAUUUCCCUCCACCUCUGAUUUCAGGGUGAGCCUGGUGCUGUUGGUGUCGCUGGAGCCACCGGUCCCCGUGGUUCCCCUGUAAGUUCUUUGUCAAACACGCCCCUGAUUCACGACUCGGAAACAAAGAAAAAGAAACAUUUGUUACUGAGCUAGAAACCAGUAACCUGAAGCUUUUGUUUUUCCUCCUCGUGACUCUCACAGGGUGAGCGUGGAGAGGCUGGACCCGCUGGACCUGCUGGAUUCGCUGGACCUCCUGUAAGAAUCCUGAACGCCAUCAUUUAUUUAGAUUUCUGUAACCGUUAAGAGUCCAAGUUUGGGGUGAAAACAUCUGCUGGACUGGUCUUUCUUUUUGUCCCUCUUCAUCCCAGGGUGCUGAUGGUCAGCCUGGUGCCAAGGGAGAGAGCGGUGACACUGGACCCAAGGGAGACGCUGGUGCUCCCGGACCCGGUGGACCUGUUGGAGCCGCUGGACCUCAGGUAAUCCCACAGAUAACACAGCUAGGUGCUGUAAAACAGUCAUAGAAAGUUGAAGUCUGUCAAUGACGAUAAAAGCUAAAAUCGGUGUGAAGAACUAAACUUUUUUCUUCAACAGGGACCUGCUGGACCUCCUGGACCCAAAGGUGCUCGUGGUGGUGCUGGAUCUCCUGUGAGUAUCUCUGAAAUAAAGAUUUUAUAGAGUCUUGCGGCGCUGUAAGUUAUGCUUCUUCUCAUCCUCUUUUUUCAUUCUGGGUGUGUUUUUAGGGUGCUACUGGUUUCCCUGGACCUGCUGGCAGAGUUGGACCUCCCGGCCCCUCUGUAAGUUUGACCUCCUUCAUGUAGUCCUCCUCCUUUUUAGUGCAUUUGUAAAUCCCAGCCGAGGCUAAAUCAACGACUUGAAUCCUCUGCAGGGAGCUGGUGGACCCCCUGGACCCGUUGGACCCGUCGGCAAAGAUGGAGCCAGAGGAGGCCGUGGUGAGACUGGUGCUGCUGGUCGCCCUGGUGAGGCUGGUGCCGCUGGCGCUGCCGGACCUGGUGGAGAUAAGGGAUCUCCCGGUUCUGAUGGAUCCCCUGUGAGUUUCUUGCAAAAUAAUAAUAAUAAUAACUUAAUUUUUAUAGUAGUAGUAGUCGUUUAUUCAGUCAUGACAACACUAAAUAUUGUACACAAUAUUGACAUUUCACACAAAAUCACAACAACAGAUAAUUAAUCGCACUUAUAAGCUUCAAAAAUUACUUUACAAACCAUUUUCUUAAAAAACAAAAAAAAGAAUGACAUGUUUUUAGUUUUAUGUUGGCAUCAUUCUAGACACACCUCCUUUUCAUACCCUUUUUUUAGCUUUUUGUACAGUAAAUUUGCCAAUACAUCUGAGAUUAUACGGACCGUCCUGAAUUGAAAAGAACCUCUGUAGAAAUAAAACAAAGGCUAAAAAGACAGUAAAUCGAAAUGAGAUGAAGGUAAAAGAUAAAAGUGCAAGUCUGUUAAAGUGAUCUUUUAAAUUAGACUUAAAGGAAGCGACUGUCUCUGCAAAAUAACAUCACAAAAUGGUCAGUGAUUUAUUUCCUGUUGUGCGCCUGCUGACUGGCUGUUGUUGUUGUUGUGCAUAGGGUGCCCCUGGUAUCCCCGGACCCCAAGGUAUUGCUGGACAGCGUGGUAUUGUAGGUCUCCCCGGACAGCGUGGAGAGCGUGGUUUCGCUGGUCUGCCUGGACCUGGAGUGAGUAUCCACCAACACAAGAGUAGGCAAAGGAUGUAGAAAACAAACAAACAAACAAAACUUUUUCAGUAGUUUUUAUUCUGCGUCAGAGAUCUGACCUCUCUUGGUUUCCUUUAGGGUGAGCCUGGAAAGCAGGGACCUAGUGGACUUGUUGGUGAGCGUGGAGCCCCCGGACCCGCUGGACCUCCUGGACUCUCUGGUGCCCCUGGAGAGGCUGGUCGUGAGGUAUGACACCCUGAAUUCUGCUGAAAAUCUUCAAGAAUAGAGACUUUUUUUAACAAGGUUUAUUUCUCACUUCUUGUUGUUAGUGGUGCACGUUUUUCAGGUUUUUAGACUCAGCCAGCCAAGAUGUCCGGUAGCUAAUCACUGAGCUGCUCUGUCUCCUCUCUCUCUCAGGGAUCUGCUGGACACGAUGGUGCCCCUGGUCGCGAUGGAGCUACUGGACCCAAGGUAAUCCUCCUACUCUGGAUUUGUUUUCUAAAACUUCUCAAUAGGGACACACUACUCAUAGAAAACAUCGUAUUUAGCUGCACAGUGGUCUCUAACUGGAUAUUUACCUCUGUAGGGAGACCGUGGUGAGAGUGGCAUGGCUGGACCCCCAGGACCCCCUGGUCCUCCUGGUGCCCCCGGAGGUGUUGGCCCAUCUGGCAAGACUGGUGACCGUGGAGAGUCUGUAAGCUCCCUUUCUUCUCCUCUGCAGCCUGUUGAAGACCAACUCUCCGUUCUGAUUUAACCCACUUUUCUACCAUUCUUUCAGGGUGCCGCUGGCUCUGCUGGUCCUUCUGGUCCCGCCGGUGUCCGUGGUCCUGCUGUAUGUUCAUCCCAACACAACAUGCAUCACCAAAAUAUUCAUUUUAAUUGGCGCUCCAGCGUAGCGAUCGUAUUGACCUCUUGUUUUCUUCGUGUAGGGACCUGCUGGAGCUAAGGGAGACAGAGGAGAGGCCGGUGAGGCUGGAGACAGAGGCCACAAGGGACACAGAGGAUUCUCUGGCAUGCAGGGUCUGCCCGGACCUGCUGUAAGUAGCUCUUAACCCUAGAACACUAUCGCUAAAAUUAGUAACACCAUCACUAUCGGCGAGUGAUUUUUACUUGAAAUAAUAUACCCAAGAGGAAACCAGACCAGAUAUUCAUGCAUCUAUGUUUUUCUGCCUUUAGGGAACCACUGGAGAGAGAGGACCCGCCGGUGCCUCUGGACCUGCUGGACCAAGAGUAAGUAGACCUGUUGCAGAAGUGAAGACUUGUACUAAAAUAGAACUAAUAGAAGCUCAGUGUGAGUAAAGGCUGUCUUCAUAUACCCGAGUAAAAAGACGCAUUUGUGUUGAAUAUAAUCAGGAUGUUUCAGGAUGUAAAAAAUGCACAGUCAGCAGAUUUAUGUUGCAUGGCUGACAGGACUAAACAUGAUCGAGAGAUUGAGAUACUUAGUCUUGCAAGGUUUUAUUCUGAGUGAUACUGCAACUUUUGUUCCACAGGGACCUGCUGGAUCUAACGGCUCCCCCGGUAAGGAUGGAAUGAACGGCCUGCCUGGACCUAUUGGACCCCCUGGACCUCGCGGUCGCAAUGGAGAUAUGGGCGCUGCUGUGAGUCGAACUAGAAUCUCUAUUUUUGAUUUUAAAGAACCACUUCAAUUUGCUUUUUUGCAUCAAGACUUUUUGACUUUGUCAGGAACCUCUACUUCAACGAAAUUAAAUUGACUAAAUUACAAAAUGCUCUUAUUAAAAUUAUGGCACUUGUCGUGUUAGGGUCGCUGUUGACCUGGUUAGAUCAAUAUCAUGUGAUGAUUUAGGAAAUUUUGUUUGAGAUACUUGUGUCUGUGGUAAAUAAACUUGUGGUGUCUCCGGACAGGGUCCUGCUGGACCUCCUGGACCCCCUGGACCUCCCGGACCCCCCGGAGGCGGAUUCGACUUCGUCAGCCAGCCCAUCCAGGAGAAAGCCCCUGAUCCCCUGCGUGGAGGCUACCGCGCUGAUGACCCCAACAUGCAGCGCGAUCGCGACCAGGAGGUUGACACCACCCUCAAGACCCUGACCCAGAAGGUGGAGAAGAUCCGCAGCCCCGACGGUACCAAGAAGAGCCCCGCCCGCAUGUGCCGCGACCUGAGGAUGUGCCAGCCUGACUUGAAGAGCGGUGAGUGAAGACCAGAGCCGCCAUGCAGCUUUCAGACAAAACAUUAAUAUGGGCUUAGACUCAAACUGGUUUCUGUCCCCCUGUUUCAGGCAUGUACUGGGUGGACCCCAACCAGGGCUCCACUUUGGAUGCCAUCAAGGUCCACUGCAACAUGGAGACUGGAGAGACCUGCGUCUUCCCCAGCAAGGCCAACAUCCCCAUGAAGAACUGGUACACCAGCAAGAACAACAAAGAGAGGAGACACAUCUGGUUCAGCGAGUCCAUGACCGGUGGAUUCCAGGUAAGACAUGAAGAAACCCAGACCAAGAGCAUCCCCAAAAUCUCACAGAUCAGAGAGUCUGAUCUCCUCCCUCUCCUCCCUCCAUCUUUCAGUUCCAGUAUGGCACCGAUGGAGCUGAUACCGAGGACGUCAACAUCCAGAUGACCUUCAUGCGCCUGAUGUCCAACCAGGCCUCUCAGAACAUCACAUACCACUGCAAGAACAGCAUCGCCUACAUGGACUCCGCCACCGGCAACCUGAAGAAGGCCCUGCAGCUCCAGGGAUCCAACGACAUCGAGAUCAGAGCCGAGGGCAACAGUCGCUUCACAUACAGUGUCAGCGAGGAUGGCUGCACGGUGAGUUCACUGAAACACAUCAAUUCAACCUCAGAAGAAGCGAGAACUUUUAUCCGAAACACGUCUUUACUGAGCAACUCCUGACUUCCUCUCCUUCUCUCUCUCUCCACAGUCACACACUGGCACAUGGGGCAAGACAGUCAUCGACUACAAGACAACGAAAACAUCCCGCCUUCCCAUCAUUGACAUUGCUCCUAUGGAUGUUGGUGCAGCUGAUCAGGAGUUUGGCGUCCAAGUUGGCCCCGUCUGCUUCUUGUAAAAAUGAAAGAAAUAUGGACAUGACGUUGUUGUUUUUUUUCUAGCAGUCAUCUCUAAAUCCUUUUUUCUAUGCAUUCAAAACUCAUUCGGCUGCCAUUGGUCCACAUGCUUAAAACCACUCUACUGAAGACGAUGUUUCAAAUCAUGAGAAGUCUUUUUUUUGGACUGCUACUUCAACCAACUCGCAAGGACACUUUAAAAAAAAAGAAUCGUUUGUCCCCACUGGAAACAAGAAAAUAAUAUAUACUUGUGUAAAAUUUCCCCCUGGAGAUUGAGAAAAAAAACAUUCACUCACGCAAUGAAACAAAGGUGACUUUUGCAAUUUUUCUAUCACUGCGGAAAGGACAUUGAAAACAACAAGUGAUAUGUACCAUGUUUCUGGUGUUAAAUAAAUUGUAAAAAGUGUGAAGUGUCUUCUUGUGCUAAAUUUUGUGGAAAGAAAAACACCUGAAUGUUGCUCAGACAGAGGAAACAAAGAAGCUCACCUUCAUUGCUAAAAUGUAGAUGGCUACCUCAUAACAAGAAGUCACCCUGAGUUUUUUUCUUAACUGAAAAGGGUUUAUUUUACACGAGUCUAUUGUGGGGAAAAUCAAAAACAUUAAAGGUGCUAAAACCAUUUCAAUGAGGUCCAGUUAUUGGUGUUUGACAGUGAAACUCUCGCCGUCAUACUGUAAUUAUUGCCACUAAUGCCUGCAGAACCUUUGGUGCUACUAAAUUGAUUCUUGUUGUCCAUGCAGUGCAAAUGUUUUCUUCCUGAGUGUUGGUUUGAUGGAAGAGGUCCUCAGAAAAAGGUGAUCACUGCAGAUGUUAUGCAUGCAAUCAUGUCUUUGUAGAUAAAAAGCAAGUGACUCUGGUUCAACAUCAUUUUCCCUGCCCAUGUGUUCAGUGUUCAACCUUCUGUCUGUUUUUUUUUUUUUUGCCCCUGUGGAAAACUCCUCUUCACUAAAAAGAAAAACAAAACAGCACACAUCUCCCACUCUGUUGUUUAUGUUGUUUGUUGAUGUCUUUCGCGAAGGUUUCUUAAAAAAGAAAUUGAAGCAGACCCACUUUCAUGGUUUAAAAGAGAGAUUCUGUACUUAUUUUGUACAUGUAUAAUAAAUUGAGAUGUUUUUAAUUAUUUUGGGUGCUGAAAUAAAGCAUGUGAAGUGGUCUACUCA